Messenger RNA from Didymella exigua CBS 183.55, 1730 nucleotides. RefSeq names its product WLM-domain-containing protein. The coding region runs from base 266 to 1636 and encodes 456 amino acids. The record is from RefSeq and is a predicted model, not a curated record. The transcript has a single exon. Lineage: Eukaryota; Fungi; Ascomycota; Dothideomycetes; Pleosporales; Didymellaceae.
GCGUGACAUGCUGCGACGGCUUGAUAGAUCUUGGAUCCUACCAUGGACGAGAUCGCAAAUGACAAAACAAGGUGCCGGGUGGCAAAGCAUGGAUGACAUGCGUCCGUCACCUCGUGGCGCGAACGCGUCUUCAGCUCGUUAGCUCUAGCGCUAGUCGCCAACGCGUCUAUCUCGUUCGCCAUCUCGUCCCUUCCACCACGUUCUACACCCUCAGCACGGAGCUUCGCUCAUUUACGGCUGCGCUGCGCAUAUGCGCACCGUUAUCAUGCCUCUAGGCUUCGAGCGAAUCAACGAGCGCACCCAGCGACCGAAUGCCUCAAUCAACUUCAUUCGCACAAUCCCAGGCCCGACUUCAAUGACCGCCGAACAGAUUCUGAAUCGAGUCGCCGCGAUAUGCUACCCAUUCAUGAAAGCAAACAUGAUACUAGUACAAGCACUCGAGGAAUUUCCCUACAACAACGAAUUUGUUGGUCGCAACUUCAACUGCGGCGAGGUCAUUCAGCUUGUGCUGCGAGAUCGCAACGGGCGGUGGCUCCCUCAGCGUAUGGUUGAGAUGGUCAUGGUGCAUGAGCUGGCACAUUGCAAGCAAAUGAACCACUCCAAGGCAUUUUGGAAGGUCAGAGAUGCAUAUGCAGUUGACCUGCGGGCGCUGUGGGUGAAGGGCUACACUGGAGAAGGUAUUUGGGGUCGAGGCAGAGGAUUGGAGACAGGCAAUAUCCAAUCGAGCAAGGUCGAUGCAAGCGACAUGCCUGAGCAUUUAUGUGGUGGCACAUACGGUCGCAGGUUACAGAAAAGGGGGAGGGGCGGCAAGGAGAAAGAGACGCUCUCUUAUGCUGAGAGGAAACAGCGACGUAUUCUGAAGAAGUUUGGUGCUGGCGGCCAGUCAUUGGGUGCAGAUGACGAUACCAAGAUCAAGCUCGAAGGUGGUGUACCGAAGAAAGGCAAGCCAAGGGUAGCAGGCAGCGCACGAGGCCGAGAACUCAGGGCUGCAGCUGCACUGGCUCGGUUUGAGCCCGUGAAAAGGGAAGCAGAAGGAAUCAUCAUCAAGAAAGAAGAUAUCUCGGACAGCGGGACAGAAGACGAGAUUGACCUGGCUGACGCGGCGCUCGACGUGGAUGGAUCGAAGCUCGUCGAUUGUAAGGGUCGCGCCCUGAUCAAGAUCUGCGAGGACGAUGUUGACAAGGAUGGCGAUGCACGACGCGAGAUGGAUGAGAUUCAAAAUAUCACGCCUCGUUACAAGCCUUCUGCAUACAUGCCUACCUCCAAGGUCACUUCUACACGUCCGAAUACUACGGAACAAACCAUUGAAGCCGAGCAAACUACCAAGAAACACGACCGGCUCGUCAUCGGGGCAGGUCGUACAUAUGAAGUAUUCAAGAGACGCUCCGAUGCUGCAGCAAGUGCUGCAGUCGCAAAGUCUAGAACUCCACGAGCGGCCGCGCCGGUGUCGUGCAAAGUCUGCUCUCUUUCGAACGAGCCCGGGUUGUUGAUCUGCGCUGUCUGCUUCAACGUGCUCAAUCCAGACCUCAUGAACCAUUGGAAGUGCAAGAGCGAAUCCUGUAAGAGAAGCAACUACAUGAACGCGGGUAAUGUUGGAGCAUGCGGCGCAUGCGGUCAACCGAAGGCAGCCCAGUGAUUUCUCGGAGCAGCACGAUUUACGAACCUCAUAAUGUGAUACCCCAUAAUUUAGCAUAGAAUCAAUAGUGAUUGUUACAGCGUGCACAAGCAAC